AGAAAAUGGAUGUGUUGUAGUUUUAAAAAACGCGCGUGCCACUUAUGAAAUAUCCAAUUUUCGUUCCUACCUGGUUCUAGCAUCAUUCAUUGACAAGAAGGAUCAAGUACCCGAAGGUGGCUAAACUGCGGUACUGCGGUUGUAAUGACAGACCAACCGCAGCAAAUAAACAAACUUAAAAAUUAGUGAUUUUGUGUCUUCAAUUAAAUUGUCGUUUAUCUCUGUGUCAGUAGUAUUAAGUGCCAGAAUCUUAGUCUCGAGUUCGCUGAAUUUUACUGAAUAUCGUGCUUUUGCUUGCCGCCAUCGACACCUAUUUCGUUUAGGCAGAAUAGCGUUGAGGUUAAAUGGCUGGCUCUGUCUUGUCGAGUUCCCAUGUACUGACUUCGUGUACGGUUUAAUGGAAAAGCAAGCUAUUCAUUUUCUUACCUCCUUCCCCUUGUUAUGAUCAACUUGACAAAGUGAUAUCCUGGGAAGAUGCGCACUCCGGAUGUACUAGGUCUGCUGCGACCCCCCGCAGGCCGGACGUUUUGCUACCUCAUCUGCGGAAUCUUCAUCGGGUUCAGCUCGGCGUUCAUGCUGCUCUCCAUCUCGACCCAAAUGUCUUCAUUUGGUGAUUUCCUGAUUCCUCCAAGACCUGUACAUAAACACAGUGACAGCCAUGGACAUGGGCAGGACUCUGGUGAAAUGCUGCCUCACCCACGAGAGUUUGGUGCUCAUGGUGACGAUGAAGACUUCCACAAAGGUGAAGAUGUUGUGGCACGGAAACUGGCAGAGAAAGUCCGUGUUUUAUGUUGGAUUAUGACAUCUCCAGGAAAUCAUGAAAAGAAGGCUCGGCAUAUUAAAGCAACUUGGGGGAAGAGGUGCAAUAUACUGCUAUUUAUGAGCACAGCAAAUGACACAUCUCUCCCUUCUGUUGACCUUGGCAUAAAAGAGGGUAGAGAUUUUUUAUGGUCAAAGACUAAGGAAUCAUUUAAAUAUGUGUACAAGCAUUAUUUAGAUCAAGUAGAUUGGGUUAUGAAAGCAGAUGAUGAUACGUAUGUCAUCGUUGAAAAUUUGCGUUUCAUGCUCUCUGCUUAUAACCCAACCGACCCCAUAUAUUUGGGUUGCAGAUUCAAGCCGUUUGUUAAACAAGGGUAUAUGAGUGGUGGUGCAGGCUAUGUUUUAAGCAGAGAAGCAGUUCGUAGAUUUGUGGAAAUAGGAAUUCCCGACAAGGAUAAAUGUCGUCAGGAUCAUGGAGGGGCAGAGGAUGUGGAAAUUGGCAUAUGCUUAGAAAAGGUUGGUGUUAAAGCUGGAGAUUCUCGUGAUCCUCAAGGGAGAGGUAGAUUCUUUCCUUUUGUCCCGGAUCAUCAUAUCACAGUUGGACACGUAGACAAAAAUUUCUGGUACUGGAACUACAUUUAUUAUCCAGUCAAAGAGGGCUUGGAGUGCUGCUCAGAUAGUGCCAUAUCAUUCCACUAUGUUUCACCUCACCAGUUAUAUGUUCUGGAGUAUCUUAUUUAUCAUUUGAGGCCAUAUGGUAUCAACCAUUCAGUAGAUCUACCAACCGAGCAUGCUGCUGAAAAUUCAAGUGUAGUGCCUGCCUUGUCUUCAGCAAACUCAUCAACAUUUUCAUGACUAUCUGCUCUUUCUACCAUUAACAAAACAGAACUGGAGUUUUUGUAAACUUUGGAUGUGGAAUAUUAAACAUCCAAACUUGUUUACUUUUACAAGAAGACUUUAAAAAUACUUGUAAGAUAGGUAAGAAUUUCUGGUAGCUUGCUCACUUGAACAAAACUAAGACAAAGUUGUAAAUGAUGCUGUAUGUUGAGAGUUGAGAUUCUCUUGUAUAAUGUUCCUGUCAGGUUGCAUCAAUUAUUUGGAGCAUAUUUAAUACCAUAAGACUUAAUUUUUGUGACAGAGGUAGAUUUUCCCAGUGUACUAAAAUGCUAUUAAUGUGCAAGCUUUUCUGAAUUUUUAUCAUGUUCUAUUAUUGACAGAGAUUUUAAAAUUACUUCCAUUACUUUUUCUCACUAAAAAAAUCUGUCCUUAAGCAUUUUUUGUUUUCUUUCCCAAUGCUCAGUCUUAAUAUUUUAGUGACAAUGUAAUCUUUUGACAGUCCUAACCAUUCCGAGUUGGCAUUCCUUCACGUAAUGACCACAAUUGUGCUAUAGCAAAGUUAAUUUUUGUAUUGUAUUUUUUGUAAAGUCAGUUUUUACUUUUUCUGAUUGAUGACAUGAUGUAACUACUUCUACUAUUAUUAUUAUUAUUAUUUUUAUUUUAUUUACUAGUCAUUUAUACUUAUAUGAUUACCUGAAUUAUUUCUUUAAAAAUGAGUGUUCAGUUUAGGAUGAGCGAGACUUUCAUGCUUGAUUACUUUUCUCUGUUGUCAUAUGCUACUGCCCCUUCCUUUGAAAGAUACUGCAUUUUGAUCUCACUCAAACUUGGUUUGAAAAGUUGCCUGUAUGUUCCUGAAAUGCUCAUUGACUGGCUCAUGUUAAUUGUAACUGUCCAUUCAUGGCAUGUAAAAAUCAUUCUUCAAUCAUUUGUUUUUGUAGUAAUCACACUUCAAAGAGUUUUCACAUUUUUAUCAAUCAAAGAGAAGAGGUUGGGCAGAGAAAAACUCUUUUUAUUUUGCUUUUGUUAUGUCAGAGUUGUGAAUGAAUCUUUUGCUGGGUGUGUUCUUCAUUCUUUCUCUAUGGUUUCUUUUCUGUCUUUUAAUGUUCCAAAUGAGUAGGUAGUAAAUACUUAUGCUAACAUUUCAUUGCAUUUCACCCAAAGACUUUGGACCAAAGUGAACUUGUUAAGUUGCAUAUUUUAUAUCUUAUACUAUACAGGGUCUAACCCUUUUCUUUCUCAUUCUUCAGAGAUGCUCUAUUUUCUAAUACUAGGAGUUCCGUAUCUACUUAAAAUUUUUAUGCUGUAGUUCAUAGCAGACUACACAAACAUUCAUUGCUAUUGUUGAAACAUUUUAACAAUUCUAAAUUGUUUUUGUUAUGUGAUCAAUUUGUUGAAGUUGUUAAGAUGGGAGGGGAGGGGGAGGGGAGAAAUUAUACUGUGUCAUGUGAAAUAUUAUAUUACGUUUUAAAAAACGUUGCACUACCUUGAGACUCAGCACACGAAAUCUGCAUCGAAAGACUUUGUAAACUUCGGUAAGUGGCUGUUGAACAAAAAGUAUCUUCAUAGUUUUGCUGGAUUUUUCUGUAUCACACCUCAUUAAACUCGUCAUUCUAGACUUCUUUCCAUAUUUUUGAUCUUUUGGGAUCGAUAUUCUUAUUUAAAGUUGCUCUAGCAAUGAGUAUUGCUCUAGUCUCUGGCAAAAAGGCUACAAAUAUGUGUGAUAUAUCUGUAUUGUGUACUGUGUGUUCUGUUGACUGAGGUAAUCAUGAUUAGAUGUCACUUGCAAUAUUGUAAUAAUAAUGUAUGUGCCAUAUAAUCAAAUAAAACAAAUAUGUGGCAUGGUCCUGGAACCCAAGUCA
Messenger RNA from Thrips palmi, 3455 nucleotides. Its product is annotated as glycoprotein-N-acetylgalactosamine 3-beta-galactosyltransferase 1-like. Gene Ontology annotation, cellular component: membrane. NCBI's taxonomy places the organism in Eukaryota, Metazoa, Arthropoda, Insecta, Thysanoptera, Thripidae. The transcript has 10 exons. The record is from RefSeq and is a predicted model, not a curated record. Gene Ontology annotation, molecular function: N-acetylgalactosaminide beta-1,3-galactosyltransferase activity. The coding region runs from base 475 to 1614 and encodes 379 amino acids.